CCAAGUUUUAAACAGCUUCCUAAUCAGCUGACCGGUUUUAGAUUUUUCGAAUUAAUUGUUUUAAUUAAUGGGAACUUUGUAAUUAGUAUUCUGUUAUUGGUUGUACAAAUUUUGUGAAAAAUUUGGAAACAUUCAUAAUAUUUGGGUUAAAAACGUAUUAACUCAGUAUGUCAGGCCAAUCACGUAUGCUCCUUGUGGGAAUUGGAGCAUCAGUUGGUGUUGCAGUUAUUGGUGUAGCUUUGUGGGUAAAACAUCGCCGAAACAAGCUACCAACUAAAUGGCAAAAAGUUGGCGAAAUUAGUGAUUUAAUAUGUUUUCCGAUAAAAUCAUGCGCUCCAAUUCGUGAAACCGAAAUGGAAGCUACUAAUUUAGGAUUAAAGAAGGGGCUAAUACGCGACAGAGUAUUUAUGGUUGUUAAUUUAGAAGGCGAAUUUGUAACAGCACGUCAAAUUCCAAAAAUGGUUUUAAUUCAACCAGAAAUUGUUGGUAAUACGUUAACUUUAAAAGGUCCUGGUAUGAUUGAUGCUGUUAUAGAUUUGGAACGAAUUCACAAACAAAUUGUUAAACAUGCCGUAGUUUGGGGUGAUCGAGUUAGAGCUAUUGAUUGUGGCGAAGAAGCUGCACGAUGGAUUUCUAGGUAUUUGAUCAGUGAUGAUCUUGGAUUCCGAUUAGUAUUUUACCCAGAAGAAGAGCCACGUGUAACACAUAGAACAAAGAGCUACUUUCCAAAAUUACUGCCAAGUGAUAAUGGCCCGUUGUGUGAUUCAACUAGUUAUAUGUUGAUGACUGAAAGUUCGGUUACAGAUUUAAAUGAUCGUACAAAAAGAAGCACGCCAAUUCAACAAUUUCGACCUAAUUUUGUUGUUAAAGGCACACAACCUUAUGAAGAAGACAAUUGGGAUUAUGUUAAGAUUGGUUCCGAUGCAAUUUUCCGCAAUGUUAGACCGUGUACAAGAUGUGUAUUCACUACAAUUGAUCCGGAAACUGGUGUUAAGGACAGUGGGUCUGAACCAUUAAAGACACUUCGAAGUUAUCGACAAGUUGAAGAUCCAGAGAUAGCUAAAGGUGAAAAAUAUGCUCCAAAACUGGGAAUACAUUUGGGUUUACGUGUUCCAGGAGUGGUAAAAUUAGGUGAUCCUAUUUACAUUAACGUCAACUGAAUGUCUAAUAACCCUCCUGGCUUUUCACCGAGCUAAUUAGGAAAAUAAUGGUAGUUUUUAAGAAAUAAUCGGAGUGUAGAAAAUAAUUUUUAAAAAAUCAAAAAGGUGCAGAAAACCGGUUCAUUAUCGUGUUUUUCAUCAUUUAUUUUUUGGUUUGUAUGACUCGACUUUUUUGUUGUUCUUUUCCGAUUAAAAAAAAACCUUUCUACAUUCUUAUUAUUUUCAAAGAUUUUUCAUAAAAACUACUAUUUUUCUUCUAAUUAUCGCAUUAAAAAACAGGAUGGGUUAAUUCUUUUUAAUAUUAUGGUAUUUUGCGCCGCAAAUACUGCACUAAUAAUACAUAUUCUGCGUAUGAAAAGAAACUAAUGAGCAACUCGUGCAAUUAUCUCUUGAAUUGAACUAUAGGUACUAUUUAAUCUCAUAAAAUAUUUUAAUUUACUUAUUAGUACAGUAAAAGAUGUUGCGAUAAUCGGGUAAGUAAGGAAAAUGAAAUAAAGCGCCCACUUUUUGCCAAAACCUGAUAGAAUAUAAUUCCUAGGUGCCAAAUAUCAUCCAUAAACCACGGACUAGUUGUGUAAAUAUUUCCAUUUGUUAAUAGACAAUAAAUUCUUAAUUAAAUGAAAUG
Molecule: messenger RNA, 1785 nt
Organism: Chrysoperla carnea
Lineage: Eukaryota; Metazoa; Arthropoda; Insecta; Neuroptera; Chrysopidae
Product: mitochondrial amidoxime-reducing component 1-like
Exons: 7
Coding region: 168-1160 (330 amino acids)
Molecular function (GO): molybdenum ion binding; pyridoxal phosphate binding; catalytic activity
Source: RefSeq, a predicted model, not a curated record